CGAAGCUUUUUCAGAAGAACGAAACAUCUUCCAUUGUUUUUGGGCGAAUUAAAGUCUCGCGUUGAAAAAAUUUUGCGCUCUUCAAAUUAAUUGCAAUAAUUUCGCUUCAGUUGCAAUCAGUGCAGUGAUAUUGCACCGAGCAUAGUUUUUCAAACAGUUUCGGUUUUGCAUUCGAACAGUGUUUUAAAUCUUUCGUAUACGUUGCGUUUUUAUUAUGUCAUUAUCGCGUAUUAUCUUUUUUAUCUUUUCAACGUUUUGAAUGUGUACAAAAAAAAUAAUAAUAAUUUAUUGUGAAUUUUAAAUCAUUUUCCUCUCUAAUUAGUAACUCUGCAGCAGUGCUCGAGUGUUAAUAUGGCUUUCGUGCGGACAAAAUAUUCUCGAACGAAAAUUUUUCAUUAAUUGGAUUUAUCAAGCAUGGUGAUUAAAUCGGACGCAUCUGCAGAUGCUUUAGUAGCGUCACCGUGCUCCGAUGUAGUCGGCGGUGACGAUGCUCCCAAGAGAACCGUUGAUAACGAUAUGCAAGUAUCUCAAGAUGUAUGCUCUCAAGACGAGUCGAUAAACAAAAAUCUAGUCAAAUAUGGGGAAUUGAUAAUUUUAGGAACACUUCGUUUCGCCUCCGAAAGUGGGAAAUUGACGCAUUCGCGAUUUUCGAGGAUACAAGCUGAUUUUGGCCCAUCCCUAUAUAAUGGCCAUUUGCCAAAUGGAGAUCGUGGCAGAAGAAGAAGUAAAUUCGUAUUGUAUAAAAGAAAUGUCCCAAAUGGUGUGAAAAGAUCGAAACAUUAUGUGGUCAGGACACCACAUUCAACUCAAGCCAUUUUGAACACCGAACAACAUUCGAUAUCGUAUACUAUGUCCAGAAAUCAAGCAGUUAUUGUAGAAUAUACACACGAUGAAAAUACAGAUAUGUUUCAAAUUGGCAGAUCGUCAGAACCUCCGAUAGAUUUUGUGGUAUUGGAUACGGUGGCCGGUGAUAAAAAUAAAACCGACAAUAAAGUAUUGGCCAGUACUAUAUCGCGUUUCGCUUGCCGAAUUUUAUGUGAUCGACAUAAUCCAUCCAUUGCUCGUAUAUAUGCCGCUGGUUUCGACUCAUCGAAAAAUAUAUUUUUAGGGGAAAAAGCCACAAAAUGGGAAACAGGACACGAUAUGGAUGGACUGACCACAAACGGAGUGCUGAUUAUGCAUCCGCACGGCUGCUUUAGCGAUGGCAACGCCACGUACGGAACUUGGCGCGAAGUCUCCAUCGGUGGUGCUAUUUAUAGUUUAAGAGCUUCUCGAUCUGCUCCUGUCAAAGGAAACUCCGUCGAAGGUGUUACCAAUAUAUUACAAGAUGGUACGUUAAUCGAUCUUUGUGGCGCGACUUUACUUUGGAGGACGGUCGAAGGACUGAAGAAAUCACCAACAAAAGAAUACCUAGAAGGAUUAGUAGAUAAAUUAAACGCCGACAGACCCGUAUGCCCUGUUGGUCUGAAUACUUUAGUAAUACCUCGUAGAUCUAAUAUGGAACAUAAUCUGCAGCAACCUUACGUUUAUUUAUCUUGUGGACAUGUCCAAGGUCAUCACGACUGGGGUUUGAAUAAAGAUUCUAAUUUUAGAACUUGUCCGAUGUGUUUAAAAGUCGGAAGAGCUGUGAAAUUAUAUAUGGGAAUUGAACAAGCCUUUUAUGUGGACUGCGGGCCGCCUGUGUUUUUUGCCUUUGAUCCUUGCGGACAUAUGGCGACGGAGAAAACCGUAAAAUAUUGGGCUCAAAUUAGCAUCCCACACGGUACCAGCGGUUUCGAGGCGUUUUGUCCGUUCUGCGCGACUCUUCUGGAGAACGUACCGGGAUACGUGCGACUUAUUUUUAACUAAACUUAUUUUUUUAUUCUUUUUUCCAUGUUUUACUGCGUAAAGAAAUGAAAUAAGGAUAAAAAAUGUUGUUGUGUAUAAAAAAAAGGAUACGUUGUUGAGAGGAAAAAUGGUUGCAUCGGCAUCGGCAUCAUCGUCAUCGUUUCUCCGCAAUUAUUAUUCUUCUUUACUGUUCCUGACACCAUUUUAUUUUAAAAUGUUGGCUCGCCCUGUGUUGUAUUUACUAUGUAUAUUUUAAUUCUAUUCGUAUAUUUCCUUCUUUCUGAAUUUAAGAAUUUUAAUUUUAACGAUUUCACUACUGUUUGUAUAUUUGUUUGUGAAUACAUGCGUUAUAUUUAUA
Molecule: messenger RNA, 2185 nt
Organism: Planococcus citri (citrus mealybug)
Lineage: Eukaryota; Metazoa; Arthropoda; Insecta; Hemiptera; Pseudococcidae
Gene: Pli
Product: E3 ubiquitin-protein ligase pellino
Exons: 11
Coding region: 415-1848 (477 amino acids)
Biological process (GO): protein polyubiquitination; regulation of Toll signaling pathway
Molecular function (GO): protein binding; ubiquitin protein ligase activity
Source: RefSeq, a predicted model, not a curated record